CCUUGUUAUUGGUUCCAAACAAUAAGCAGGAAGUGGAGCUGCACACAAGCGAGAAGUCUCCAGUGAGGACGAUAUGACGUCCUCGGCGCUGCUUGACUGCGUGCGGGAGUGGGAAGAACUGCAGCAGCAUUACAGCGAGAUCCAGGAAGCCCAUCGCUCCUACAAGCAGCAGUUGGAGGAAUUAACAAAGCUGCAGACACGGUGCUCCAGCUCCAUUAGCCGGCAGAAGAAAAAGUUUAAAGACCUGUCACUGGACUUGAAGAAGAUAAAGUACACACAAGAUAAUGAAGAACAAAUUAAGGAAAUCAAAGAAACUAUUAAGCUGCGAGAGAAGGCGUUUUUUGAAAUGGAAUCUUUCCUCCCAAAGAAAAAUGGAUUGUACUUGAGCCUGGUAUUGGGAAACGUGAAUGUAACCCUCCUGAGCAAACAGGCUAAGUUUGCUUACAAAGAUGAAUAUGAGAAAUUCAAGUUGUACCUCACAAUGAUCCUGCUGGUCUUUUCCUUUGUUUGUCGUUUUCUUCUGAACUCCAGGGUGACCGAUGCCAUGUUUAACUUCCUUCUGGUUUGGUAUUACUGCACUCUAACUAUUCGAGAGAGCAUUUUAAUAAACAACGGCUCCAGAAUUAAAGGCUGGUGGGUCCUGAACCAUUAUGUGUCCACCUUCCUGUCAGGUGUUAUAUUGACCUGGCCAGAUGGAUUAAUGUACCAGAUGUUCAGAAGUCAAUACCUUUCUUUCUCCAUUUACCAAAGUUUUGUACAGUUCCUGCAGUACUACUAUCAAAGUGGUUGUCUGUACAGAUUACGUGCUCUUGGGGAGAGGCAUAACAUGGAUCUGACUGUGGAGGGGUUUCAGUCAUGGAUGUGGAGGGGAUUGACCUUUCUGUUACCAUUCCUCUUCUUUGGCCAAUUCUGGCAGCUCUAUAAUGCUAUCACCCUGUUCCAACUAGCCAGGCAUCCAGAGUGCAAGCAAUGGCAGGUUAUUAUGUGUGGAGUGCCAUUCCUUGUCCACUUCAUGGGAAAUUUCUUCACCACUCUUCGAGUUGUCCAACAAAAAUUUCAAAAACAAACAGAAGAGAAAAACGACUAAUGCCAAUUUCCCAGCACAGGCAUCGUGGAACCCUUGACUGAACCCUCACUUUUAUUCAGCCUAAUAGGCUUUACAUGAAACAGAAAAGAUGACCUGGAAAGUGGCAGUGGUUAAAUGCGCCUUGAGAGUCUUCAUACACCGCAAGGGUUCUGUUGAGCACAAACUUGUCAUUGGUUCCUUGCUUGUAUGUAAUAACAUUGGUUAUAUGCAGUCCUGCAGAGAUUACGGUUGUCAGCCUUUAUAGUGCAGGGUAUUAAAAUAAAGAGCAAGACCAUGUUUAAGGGGAAUGGAACAAUACUGUCUUUAGAGUAAAUGUCUAGCUUGUUUUCUUUAAGCUGGCCAGUUCAGGUUUUGUUCAUUGACCUGUAUAUGUUCACCAUUACUGAUCUGCAAUAAACUCCUUUGAGAAAUGA
Bufo bufo (common toad) is the source of this 1500-nucleotide messenger RNA. RefSeq names its product transmembrane protein 120A (gene TMEM120A). The record is from RefSeq and is a predicted model, not a curated record. Gene Ontology annotation, biological process: fat cell differentiation. The transcript has 12 exons. Gene Ontology annotation, cellular component: membrane. Bases 74 to 1087 code for a protein of 337 amino acids. Lineage: Eukaryota; Metazoa; Chordata; Amphibia; Anura; Bufonidae.